AGCAUCAAGCACGAUAUCAUCAAAUGAUAACAAGUUGAUUUCAUAAAAAAUUCCAGAUGGCAUCAUAUGCUUGAAAUGACAUUGUCAUAUGAAAAAAUAAAAGAAACAGCUGUUGUAAUGUUGCUACAGAUAAGUAAAUUGUAAAUAUGUCAUGAUUGAAAAUUUUUGGAAUUAUUGUAACAAUAGUAAUUAAAAAAAUAUUCGAUGGAGGCAAAGCUUGCGGCGUACAGAUUACAAAAACGUCGUCAAGCAAUGGUUGAGAAUGCUAAAAAAACUUUUCAUCAAACUCUCACAUCCUGGGAAGACAAAUCUCGUGCUUAUUUAACACGUCGUGAGGACAAGGAUGAAAUUGAGAGUGUUACCUCUGAGGAGAGUAUUGACAUUUCACCUCGACAAAAUCCUGUUAUGACACGAUUACUUUAUCUUCUGUAUUUUUUACUAUGGGCAACAUUGUAUAUGGUGGCAAUACAAUUUGAAUUUGGUGCAGUCUACUUUAUUCUGUCAGCGUUAUUUUUUAUAUGGAAAAACACACGAUCAGGACCAAAGAAAAAGGGUGAAAUUAGCGCUUAUUCUGUAUUUAAUCCAAACUGUGAAGCAAUUCAAGGUACUAUCAAUAUGGAACAAUUGGAGAGAGAAAUGGGCUUUG
Cotesia glomerata is the source of this 646-nucleotide messenger RNA. RefSeq names its product SAYSvFN domain-containing protein 1 (gene Saysd1). The record is from RefSeq and is a predicted model, not a curated record. NCBI's taxonomy places the organism in Eukaryota, Metazoa, Arthropoda, Insecta, Hymenoptera, Braconidae.